CGCGGCCGCUCCCGGCCGCCAUGGCCGCGCCCGCCGCGGGGACCGAGCUGCCCGUGCCCGAAUCAGGUGCUGUUUUCACAUUUGGGAAAAGCAAAUUUGCAGAAGAUAUUCCUAGCAAGUUCUGGUUCAAAAAUGACAAGCCUGUACUUAUAUCAUGUGGAGAUGAACAUACAGCUAUUAUUACAGGAAAAGGCAAACUCUAUAUGUUUGGCAGUAAUGACUGGGGCCAGUUAGGACUAGGAUCGAAGAACACUGUCUGCAAACCAACGUGUGUUAAAGCUUUAAAACCAGAAAAACCAAAACUUGCUGUUUGUGGAAGAAACCACACUUUAGUUUACACAGAAAAAGGAAAUGUCUAUGCUGCUGGAGGAAACAGUGAAGGCCAGUUGGGAUUAGGUGACACAGAGGAAAGGACCAUGUUUCAUUUAGUUAGUUUUUUUACCAACCAGCACAAGAUCAAGCAACUAUCAGCUGGAUCAUACACCUCAGCAGCAGUAACUGAGGAUGGGCAGCUCUUUGUGUGGGGUGAUAAUUCAGAAGGUCAGAUUGGCCUGGCCAGUGAAGCCUCUGUCAGUAUCCCCUGUAAAGUGGAUAUUGGAAAACCUAUUUCCUUUGUAUCCUGUGGAUAUUAUCAUUCUGCCCUGAUUACAGGAGAUGGUGAGCUCUAUACUUUUGGAGAAUCUGUGAAUGGGAAACUGGGAUUAUUCCCUGAACAGCUGAAGAACAAUAGAGUCCCACAGCCUGUACUGGGAAUUAUGGAUAAGGUUAAAAAGGUUGCUUGUGGUGGAGAACACACUGUGGUGCUGACAGAGAAAGCUGUUUAUACUUUUGGACUUGGACAAUAUGGGCAGCUGGGACAUGGAACGUUUGUCUUUGAAACUUCAGUACCGAAGCCUGUGAAACAUUUGAAGAAGCAUAAAAUAUGUAACAUUGCAUGUGGGGAAAAUCACACUGCUGUGAUAGCAGAGAAUGGCCUCAUGUUUACUUUUGGAGAUGGACGACAUGGCAAGUUAGGAUUUGGAGAAGAGAGUUUUACAAAUUUGUUUGAUCCCACUCUGUGUUACAAUUUCUUGAAGUUCACAGUCCUUUUGGUUGCUUGUGGUGGUUGUCACAUGCUGGUUUUUGCUGCUCCAAGACCUAAAGGAUCUGAAGUACUCUUGGAGGAUUUAUAUGAGCCUCGUUUGGCUGCUACAAUCCCUCAAACCAGUGGAGACUUUGUACUAGCAAACACCUUGCAACUCUCAGCAGCACGAAUGCGACGUCGAGAGAGGGAAAGGUCACCAGAGCAAUUUGCUAGAAUGGCACAAACUCUGCCUCCAAUGGGGGAAAGCUUCUUAAAGUCGUCAUUGCCUGUGACAAACAACACCAGCCCAUUCUGGUUUUCUGCAACAAGUCGUCCUAAAGCUGAAUCUGGGAGGGAUGGAGACCAUGAAAAAGAAAACAAUCAUCAAAAAGAUAAACCUGAUGAAGUCUCUUCAGAACAAGAUUCAGAUAAUGAAAAUACUGACAGAAACCUUGGGGAUACAAGUGACAUCCUAAAUAUGACACAUGCAAUGAAGUUGAAUCCUGGUGACUGGUCCUUAAAAUUAUCACCACUCCAAAAACAGAAGAAAGGGCAUAACAGUGAGUCCAUCAGAAGAUUUCCAAGGGAGGAAAGUAAGAACAAUAAAAAUGUGAAACUGAAAAGAGAUGGUAAGGGUGGGCUGAAAAACAAGGAUUCUGAUUUCACAAAGAAGGGCUCAAAAUUCGAGUCUGGCUCUUUACAAAAGCAGUCCUCAAUUUCAGAGUCACCUGGACAAGAUUUAGAAAAGAGGAGUGCCUUUGUAGGGAAGCCUGUGGCCAAAAAAAGUAUAAAGAAAGGUAAAUUUCAGAAUGCACGAAGUGAUACUACUUUGAAAAGUGAUGCUCAAGAAAUUACUGGGGACAAAAGCAUAAUAGUGAAAAGGGAGAAAGAAUAUGUGGAAAAUCCUGAUUUUUUUAGACAGGAUGCAACUUCUAAUCUUCCCACUGAACAUCAAAUUCUGACUGAAAAAAUAAGUUCUUCUAGUAAAAAACCAAAAGCUAUUAAACCUAAGCAAUCCCUUAAAAUAGAGGUACUUCCUUCUGCUCCCAGGGAUCAGCCCCACACUGAUUCAUUAACUGUGCAAGAAUACAAUCCUGUUAAAAAGCAAGGGAGUCAAAAAACAACAGAAAGUCAAAACAAAAUAAAGGAUGGUGUUGAAAAAUCUGACAAGUGUGAAAGAAUAAGUGUCACAGGACAAGAAAGUAGUGCAGAACAGAAGGAGCUUAAAAAAAUGCAUCAGUUUUUGAAACAAAUAUCUGUAACUUCAUCAUCAUCUUCAACUGAGGAAAGUACUAAUGAUCUCCAAAAAUACAUACUUAAGGAAGAGGUCCACUAUGAACACAGAGUUCUCCAGAGGACAAGGAGAACAGUGACACAUCUGGACAUAGAAAAAGACAGUGAGAUUGAGGAGAUGCAAGCUACAAACAAUGAGAAAGAAAGUGUAGAACAGACUGAUGUAAAAAGCCUGAAUGAGGAAGAAACAAGCUCUGAUGCUAAAUCUGAUGUAGACAGGCCAUUAGAAAUUAAGAAUGAGGAGGAAUCUGAGCAGGAGCAGGAGCAGGAGAAUGAGGACACUGAAAAGGGUGAAAGUGAAAAAGAAAAACUGGAUGAAACAAUUGACAGUGAAGGUAAACUAGGGGAGGAAGAAGAAGAGGGUGAGGUUGAAAAAGAUAGAGAUGAAGUUUCAGUAGAAAAAGAUGAAGAGGGACAAGAUAAUGAGGAAGACACUGAAAAAGAAUCAGAGGCUGAAAGAGACAGUGGGAAUGAGGGUGCAGAGGAGACUGAGGAGGUCAGCCAGGGAGAUGGCAAAGGAGAUGACCAAGGCAGGUUGAUGGAGGAAGAAGAAAUGGUGAGUGAGGGAGAAAAGGAGGAUAUGGAGGAGAAGUAUGAGAAAGAGGAAGGCACUGAAAAAGAGAAAGAGCAGGUUAAAAGUGAGGGAAGAGAUGAGAGUGAGGAAGGAGGGGAAGAUACAGAGGAAAAGGAAGAAAAAGAGAUAGAGGCAGAAGAAGAAGGAGAAGAUGAAAAGGAAGAUGAAGAAGAAAAAGAAAGGGAGAAUGAAAAAGACAAAGAAGGUCAAGAGGAAGAGUUGGGAGAAUCAUUGGCAGGGAGGGAAGAAGAGAUAUCUGAAGAAAAACAGGAUGAGGAAGAUGCAAAUACAAAAACUAAGGAAGUGGGUGAGGAUGAAGUGGAAGAAGGAAAAGAUGGGGAGGAUGAAGUGGAAGAGGAAAGAGAAGAUGAGGAAGAGGAAGGAGCAGAGGCAGAAGCAGAAUGGGAGGAGGGUGAAGAAGAUGAAAAGGAAGAAGGGGAGGGGGGAAAUGAAGAGAAAGGGGAAGGUAAAGGAGAGGGAGAAGGAGUGGAAGAAGAUGAGAGAGUAGGGGAGGAAGAAGAGAGUGUUGGAGAUAAGGGAAAAGAGGGAGUGGAAGAAGAGGAAGAUGAGGAGGAAGAAGAAGGAGUGGAAGCAGAGGGAGAUGAGGAAACAGGAGAGGAAGAAGAAGAGGUAGAGGAGGGAGAAGAGGGAGGGCAGGAAGAAGAAGAAGGAGAAAGGGAAGAGGUGGAAGAAGAAAAAGAAGAAGAAGAAGAGGAAGAAGAAGAGGAAGAAGAAGAAGAAGAAAAAGAAGAAGAGAGUGAAGAAGAAGAAGAAGAAGAAGAAGAAGAAGAAGAAGAAGAGGAAGAAGAAGAAGAAGAAGAAGAAGAAGAAGAAGAAGAAGAAGAAGAAGAAGAAGAAGAAGAAGAAGAGGGGGAAGAGGACAAGGAGGAAGAAGAAGGAGAAGAGGGAGAGGGGGGAGAAGAAAAAGGGGAAGAGGAUGAGGAGGAAAAAGAAGAAGGGGGAGUGGGGGGAGAAGGUGAAGAGGAAGAGGAGGAAGAAGAAGAUGAGGAGGAAGGGGAUGUAGGAGAUGAGGAAGAAGAGGAUGAGGGAGAAGAAGAUGAGGGUGAGGAAGAAGAAGCAGAGGAAGAGGAAAAAGCAAAAGAUAAAAGGAAAAAUUAUAGUAGGAAACUUCCAGAAAAGAAAAGCAAACCCAGGAAGCCAGAAAAGACAGAAAGUUCUGCUUUACCAAACAGCUCUAAGCAAAACAUGAAAUCCAAACAUCACUUAGCAAAUGGUUUACAUAAUUCAGAACAAUUUUGGAACAAUGUGCUACCUCAUUAUUUAACACUAAAGUAGCAUAGACUACUGGACAGACAUUUUAAGCCUAUUCAGGAAACAAAUUGAUUUUUAUUAAAAGAAAGUUUUCAGGGAAUCAAAGCAUAAUAUUAUGCAUAUAAUGUAAGUGCCAAUUUCUUGAAAAAGGUUGAAGAAAAUAUUUACAUUUAGGAUACUUUUAUGAGAGAAAUCACAUGUUUUUGAUACAAUCAUUUUCACAAUCAUGUUUAUCAUGUAUGAUAUAUAAAGAAAAUUAAUUGCUGAGGAGGUAAACUGUGUUUGCCUCUUAAUCAGUGUAAUCUUUGCCUUUGAAUCAGCAAUACACCUAUUUUAGCUGCAGGACGGUUUACUUGAUAAUGUGCCUUCCAUGAAAAGAGUUUCAGUAAAUUAUGAAAUAUACCUAUUUUUAAAUUUUGGUAUCACUCCAUCAUUUAUUCCCCCUACUUUUAAUCUGUUCAUGCAUUGGUAAAAUGUUCAAGUACCUAAAUUAAAGAAAGGACAAGUUGCCAAAUUUACAGAGGUCAGUGAAUGGCAGGUAAAUGGAAAUGCAGGCCUGGGUAAAUGAUGGCUUAGGACUUCUCAAGGGCCUUAAGGCUGACUUCUUAUUUUGGUGUCAGCACACAAUUUUGUGCAAAAAUACACACACAGAUCUUAGAUUCUGGCUUAGAUUACAUUAGAAUUGAGGGAUAAUUUUUUAAUAUCACACUUGGUGAUAAGAUAAAACUAAAAAUUUGAAAUAUACACCUCUAAAACAUUAUGUUAUUUGUUUGUACUGUGCAGUACACAAAAGAUUCUAUAUCUGCCUGCAAAAGACUACAUCUCAUUAGUCCUCUAACUCUUGAGGUACUCCAGGAGGGGGAAUAUAUGUUGUUGCUGUGUGAAACACAUGUUUCAGAGCAAAACAUUUUCCUCAUUGGAGAAGAUUUAUAGUUUUCCCUCCUAAAAAAUCCUAUCUAUAAUCUCCAAAAAGAGGUAAACCAACAAGCCAGAUGGAAUAGUAAAGUGUCAAGAAAGUCUGAUUUUUUUUUCAAAAAGACAAAGGUAAUACUUUUAGAAUUUCCUUAAAAUACACAAACAAAUCUUGCAAAUUAUUUUUGUAAGAUAAUGUAUCACUCUUUGAACCAUCAGGGACUGAACUGUCAAAUGGAGAUAUAGGGACACAUCAUGCAGCAUUGUUACUUAAAUAUUAUGCCAAUGGAUGGUCUGAGAAAUUUUUGUAAACAGAUCUCUAGAAAACUAGUUAUUUAAAGCCUACUUGAA
This is a messenger RNA of Oenanthe melanoleuca, 5465 nucleotides long. RefSeq names its product retinitis pigmentosa GTPase regulator (gene RPGR). Lineage: Eukaryota; Metazoa; Chordata; Aves; Passeriformes; Muscicapidae. Gene Ontology annotation, molecular function: ubiquitin protein ligase activity. Gene Ontology annotation, cellular component: photoreceptor outer segment. The transcript is spliced from 15 exons. Gene Ontology annotation, biological process: visual perception; ubiquitin-dependent protein catabolic process; protein ubiquitination. The record is from RefSeq and is a predicted model, not a curated record. The coding region runs from base 21 to 4226 and encodes 1401 amino acids.